AACAGCUCUGUGCUCGUCACUUGCUCACACUUUUCUUCUUCUUUACAGAGAUACGCAGACACAGAGAGAGAGAAAGAGAGAGAGCUGAAAAUGGAUAAAAAAUUGAUUGUUCGAUCACUUUAUCGCUCACUUUGCUCCAGAUCUUAUCAUGUCGCCGCCGUCAGCCACACCCUGCUCCGCCACCACCACCACCAACACCACUUGGCUUCUCCUUCUCGAAGCCUCUUCAAUCUCUCAUCCCCAUCUCCCAAUCGCCUCCUCUCUGAUUGCAUGUCUCCUUUUUCAAUGGGUAUUGGAAGCAAGAGACUGUAUAGUGAAGAUGUAACUCACAUGCCCACCAUAAAAGACCCUGAGCUUCAUAAUGUUUUCAAGGAUUUCUUGGCUGGAAAUUGGGAUCAUCUUCCCGACGCUCUCAUCCAUGACGCAAAGGCAGCAUUGUCUAAAAGCACUGAUGACACAACUGGCAAAGAGAUUGUGGCCAAUGUUUUCCGUGCCGCUGAAGCAGUUGAGGAAUUUUCUGGUAUUCUUGUAAGUUUGAAGAUGGAAAUUGAUGACAGUGUUGGGAUAAGUGGGGAGAAUGUAAAGCCCAUGUCAGAUGAGCUUAAGAAUGCCCUUCAGGCAACUUUCAAUCGCUACACUGCUUAUUUGGAUGCAUUUGGGCCUGAUGAGACCUAUUUGCGGAAGAAAGUAGAGACAGAAUUGGGAACAAAGAUGAUACACUUAAAGAUGAGAUGCAGUGGCUUGGAUUCCAAGUGGGGAAAGGUUACGGUUCUUGGAACUUCAGGACUCUCUGGAUCAUACGUUGAACAAAGAGCUUAGACCCUUAGUUUCUGAGAGGUUUAAUGUAAUUGUGAGCAUUAUGUUUGGAAUCAUUUUUUUUUUAAGAUUUGGAGACAGGCUGGUAUAUUCUCUUCUUGAAAACCUUCAUGGUUAGGGUUUAAUGGCAAUUAAAUAAGAGUGCUAUUUGUCAACUACAAGGAAAGGAACAUUGUGGCACCAAGUUUGUAAUGCUUAUGCUUUUGAGUUGACCCCAUGAUGCUGUCAGUUCUAUUUAUUUUGACUGAAAUGAGUUUGAUCUA
Quercus robur (English oak) is the source of this 1079-nucleotide messenger RNA. RefSeq names its product succinate dehydrogenase subunit 5, mitochondrial. The coding region runs from base 91 to 819 and encodes 242 amino acids. The record is from RefSeq and is a predicted model, not a curated record. Gene Ontology annotation, cellular component: respiratory chain complex II (succinate dehydrogenase). The transcript has 4 exons. Lineage: Eukaryota; Viridiplantae; Streptophyta; Magnoliopsida; Fagales; Fagaceae. Gene Ontology annotation, biological process: tricarboxylic acid cycle.